This is a messenger RNA of Nilaparvata lugens (brown planthopper), 391 nucleotides long. RefSeq lists its product as uncharacterized. The transcript is spliced from 3 exons. Gene Ontology annotation, biological process: sleep; positive regulation of voltage-gated potassium channel activity; regulation of synaptic transmission, cholinergic. The record is from RefSeq and is a predicted model, not a curated record. Lineage: Eukaryota; Metazoa; Arthropoda; Insecta; Hemiptera; Delphacidae. Bases 116 to 391 code for a protein of 91 amino acids.
UGAGAGUGCUGCAGUCAGUAAGGUGCCUGUUUGCAAGUAGGGGUGUCCUGUGACAAGUGCAUGUGUACAGAUACUACUUUUAUUUCAAAAGACUUGCCGUUCUUCACUUGCAAACAUGGAAAGAGCUAAGCUCAGUUUUUCAUGGGUGAUAGCCUGCUCACUUCUAGUCGUCCUAUGUUUUGUCGUUCACAAAGGCUCAUCGAUACGCUGCUAUCAAUGCAAUUCAGAAUACGACCCUAGGUGCGGAGAUCCGUUUGAUUCGUAUUCGCUGGGAACAGUGAACUGCAGCAUGCAGCCGGCGCUCGAGCAUCUACCCGAGAUGCAGCCCUCAAUUUGUCGCAAAAAUAUUCAAAAAGAAACCACUCUAGACCUAGUGGGCACUGCCAAGUGA